GUUCACAUCAUAGAUUUGAAGAUUGGUAAACAAUUUGAUUGUUUUUGCUAGCGACAAUUAUUUUACUUUAGAAAAUGGAACUGAUCGCUCCUGUCGUAAAAUACAAUGGGCAAACAAUUGGUCGAGAUAAACUUUGUCGGACUUUACAAUAUACAUCAAAGUUAUUGGGCUAUCUCCUUCAAAAGCAAGGUGCUACAGCAGAGACACUGAAAUUGAUAAAAACUAUUGAAGUUCACAUAAGCACAUCUCGAAAACUGUUUCGCAUUGGCAAAUACUUAGAUAUGCUUCAGGGAGCUGCUCGAAGCAUGAAUGUAAAAGAUACCACACUGAGGUUUCUUGCAGUAUCCAUACGAUUAACUAGAGUUUUAUAUUUUCUUGUUGACCAAAUUGUGUGGGCAACAAGACUGGGUUUGUACAAAGCAGAUUCCAAAGCAUGGUCAAAAUUUCAGUCGAAAAUUUGGUGCGUUGCUCUAAUAUUCUGUGUGACACGUAAUAUCUAUGAUAUUUACACACUUUUAAAGUCUACAGAGAAGAAAAAUGAUGAUAUGGAAGUUUUGCCAUGGCACGAAAGGUUCAAAUCACGUCCUGAAGUUUUUGUUGAUACUGUAAAGAAUUGCGCGGAUUUCCUCAUUCCACUUAAUAUUAUUGGUGUUAUUUCAAUAAAUAAUGGAGUAGUCGGCAUUUUAGGGUUGAUAUCGUCAUUGGCCGGUGCAUCAACUGCAUGGAAUCCCAAUUUAAAACUAAAACCAUGAUACUCUAAUCAUUUGGAACUUGUGGUAAAAUUAUUGUCAAAGGGACAAUUAAGUCAAGGGCUUGUGGUGAUAUGUAUUUUAUAUGGAAAUGUUGAAGUAAAUAUAAUGGGGGAAACAAUACGUCUUACAAUCAACAAUUUUUUACAGGUGUACGUAUUUUUACAUUUAAAAAAUCAAAAAUCAACAUGUAGAGAUGUUCAAGUGUAUGCCACUAGAAUAAAAAAGUUUUUCUUCA
This is a messenger RNA of Xenia sp. Carnegie-2017, 987 nucleotides long. Its product is annotated as peroxisomal membrane protein 11B-like. The transcript is spliced from 3 exons. NCBI's taxonomy places the organism in Eukaryota, Metazoa, Cnidaria, Anthozoa, Malacalcyonacea, Xeniidae. Gene Ontology annotation, biological process: peroxisome fission; regulation of peroxisome size. Bases 75 to 752 code for a protein of 225 amino acids. The record is from RefSeq and is a predicted model, not a curated record. Gene Ontology annotation, cellular component: peroxisomal membrane.